This is a messenger RNA of Rhineura floridana, 1366 nucleotides long. RefSeq names its product GS homeobox 2 (gene GSX2). Gene Ontology annotation, molecular function: DNA-binding transcription factor activity, RNA polymerase II-specific; sequence-specific double-stranded DNA binding. Gene Ontology annotation, cellular component: nucleus. Gene Ontology annotation, biological process: regulation of DNA-templated transcription. The transcript has 2 exons. The record is from RefSeq and is a predicted model, not a curated record. The coding region runs from base 1 to 876 and encodes 291 amino acids. NCBI's taxonomy places the organism in Eukaryota, Metazoa, Chordata, Lepidosauria, Squamata, Rhineuridae.
AUGUCGCGGUCCUUCUAUGUGGAUUCGCUCAUCAUCAAGGACUCGGCGCGUCCGGCUCCCUCCUUGCCGGAGCCUCAUCCGCCCCCCGGGCAGGACUUCCUCAUCCCGCUGGGCGUGCCCUCGCCUCUGGUCAUGUCGGUGGCCGGCGGGCCCGCCUGCCCGUCGCGCAAGAGCGGCACCUUCUGCGUCUGCCCGCUCUGUGUCACCUCGCACCUGCACGCCUCUUCCCGGGCGGGCGCGGCAGGAGCAGCUGGGGGAGGCGCUGCCGCCGCCGCCGCCCUCCCGCUGCUCAAGGGCCACUUCCCUCCUGCUGCUGCCGCCGCCGCCGCCGCCGCCACCGGCGGGGAUGCCCAGUACUGCCCCCGGAUGAGCCAUGCCCAACAGCAGCCACCGCAGCAGCAGCAGCCGCCCAGCUCGGUGGCCUCCGCGGCAGCAGCGGCGGCGGCGGCGGCAGCUCACGCCCUGGGCCACCCACCUGUCUGCACCGCGGCAGCCUACAGCAUGAGCGACCCCCGGCGAUUCCACUGCCUCGGCCUGGGAGGCUCGGACGCCAGCCAGUUGCAAAACGGCAAGCGGAUGCGCACGGCCUUCACCAGCACGCAGCUCCUGGAGCUGGAGAGGGAGUUUUCUUCCAACAUGUACCUGUCCCGACUACGGAGGAUCGAGAUCGCCACGUACCUCAACCUGUCCGAAAAGCAGGUGAAGAUCUGGUUCCAGAAUCGGAGAGUGAAGCACAAGAAAGAAGGCAAAGGCACCCAGAGAAAUAUGCACGGCGGCUGCAGCUGCACCACCAACCCGGGACGUUACCCCAGGUCCGAAGACGAGGAGUCGCUCUCGCCAGCCUCGGCUAACGAAGACAAGGUCUCCCCUUUAUGAAAAGGCCUUCUCUGAUUGCUCUGAUUGCCGGACGACCACAGACAGAGUCAGCCUCUAAGCCCCCGGGGCCCUCUGCAAGGAGGAAAGGACUCCUAAGGGCUCUGUCCGCAGGGCUAGUGCUAGAUGUUGAAUGUAAAUGAACGUUCAGAUGAAACGGUACUUAUGUAAUACAAACGGCUGCAAUUCUGUGUCUCCCCCCCCCAUCCCGGGUUAACACACAGUCCUGGCUUUUCCUCCAAGGGGGUGAGGAUAGUCUCUUCUUCUCUUCCCACCUCCCAAAAACCUCAGUUUGGUGGGGAUGUCUCUCAUUCCUUCCAGAAUUAUAGGAGAAAGUUUAGAAACAGAACAAUACCGUCUGAGACUCUCUCUCCUUUCUUUGUACAGAUCUUUAUAUAAAGUGGGGGAAAUAAUCCGAAUUAGAAUUGUUCGGAUGCUGUCCUUUGUAUGUGAACAUUUUUAUAUCAAAUUUAUAUUUAUAUUUAUUUAAAUA